GAGAAGCCGCCAGGAGUCAGUCAGUCACUUAAGGACUGGUUAAGAAUGGCUCUCCAAAGUUGAUCACGUAGAAACUGACUGAGAAAAAGUACCAACAGAAAGUGCCGGAAGUGCCUGAGAAGGGGGAAAAACUUGAAAGCAGCUACAAUGUAAGUCACCGCAGCGGGACAAUAAACGUUACACUUUUUUAAAAAGAAGAAAUCGCAAGUUUCAAACAACUCCGGGCUUCUCUGGGACAGCUGAAGGAGCAGCUUCUCGGGAAAUCGGGAUUUCGGACUUUUUUUUCCCUCACCCGCUAAAGUUUGCUUUCCCAUAUGUACAAUGGGUCUGCCAACACUGGAGUUCAGCGAUUCUUUUCUGGACAGUCCUGACUUUAGGGAUCGUCUGAAAUGUCACGAAAUUGAGUUGGAACGAACUAACAAAUUUAUUAAAGAACUUAUCAAAGAUGGAAAUAUGCUCAUCAGCGCGUUAAAAAAUCUGUCUAUGGCAGUACAAAAGUUCUCCCAGUCACUUCAGGAUUUCCAGUUUGAAUGUAUUGGUGAUGCAGAAACAGAUGAUGAAAUUAACAUUGCUCAGUCUUUCAAAGAGUUCGCUCAACUGCUGAAUACAGUAGAAGAAGAAAGAAGAAGAUUGAUCCAAAAUGCAGAUGAUGUCCUUAUUGGGCCAUUGGAGAAGUUUCGCAAAGAUCAAAUUGGUGUUGCUAAAGAAGGAAAGAAGAAAUUUGACAAAGAAAGUGAGAAGUACUACGCCAUAUUAGAAAAACACCUGAAUUUAUCGUCUAAGAAAAAGGAAACAUUGUUACAAGAGGCUGACGUCCAGAUAGAUAAAGAGAAACAAAACUUUUGUGAUGCUUCUCUCGAAUACGUCUUCAAAGUUCAGGAAGUUCAAGAAAAGAAGAAAUUUGAGUUUGUUGAACCGCUUCUGGCAUUUCUCCAAGGCCUCUUUAAUUUCUACCAUGAGGGCUAUGAGCUGGCCAAGGAGUUUCAACCAUACAAGGAGCAGCUCCAGUUCAAUCUGCAGAAUACAAGGAAUAAUUUUGAGAGCACUCGGCAGGAAGUGGAAAAGUUAAUGCAGCGCAUAAAGACAGCAGACCAGGAUUAUAAGCCACCUGGUCAGUGGACAAUGGAAGGCUACCUUCAUGUCCAGGAAAAGAGGCCCUUGGGAUUCACAUGGGUUAGGCAUUAUUGUACAUAUGACAAGGGGACCAAAACAUUUACAAUGAGUGGAUUUGAAACAAAGUCAGGUGGAAAAAUGAAUGGCCUCAUUAUGAGUCCACCGGAGAUGUUCAAAUUGAAGUCAUGCAUCAGAAGGAAGACGGACUCAAUUGAUAAACGAUUCUGCUUUGAUAUUGAAGUAGUGGAAAGACAUGGGAUCAUAACCUUGCAAGCCCUAUCAGAAUCUAAUAGAAAGCUUUGGCUUGAAGCUAUGGAUGGAAAGGAGCCGAUAUAUACUCUACCGGCCAUUCUUAGCAAAAAAGAAGAAAUGUUUCUGAAUGAACAAGGCUUUAACUUUGUGAAGAAAUGCAUCCAUUUGGUGGAGACCCGAGGAAUCAACACAUUGGGUCUCUACAGAAUAGGAGGUGUCAACUCGAAAGUACAGAAGUUAAUGAAUGUAGUUUUUGCACCCAAAUCACCUCCUGACAUGGAUCUUGAAGCUGACAUGUGGGAUAAUAAGACAAUCACCAGCGGCCUGAAAAACUACCUCAGAUGCCUCUCAGAGCCCCUGAUGACUUACAAGCUUCACAAAGACUUCAUACUUGCUGUCAAGUCAGAUGACCAGAAUUACAGAGUGCGGGCUGUACAUGCACUUGUGUACAGACUGCCUGAGAAGAACCGAGAGAUGCUGGACAUUCUAAUAAAACAUUUAGCCAUGGUAUCAACACACAGCCAGCAAAACCUGAUGACUGUUUCUAACCUUGGAGUGAUCUUUGGGCCAACUCUAAUGCGAUCCCAGGAAGAAACUGUGGCAGCUAUGAUGAACAUUAAAUUUCAAAAUAUUGUUGUGGAAAUACUAAUUGAAAACUAUGAAAAGAUCUUCCAUCAAGCACCAGACCCCAAUGUACCACUUCCACAACCUCAGUCACGAACCAGUUCCAGAAAAACUCGUGCAAUUUGUCUUUCCACUGGCUCCAGAAAGCCCAGAGGCCUUUAUAAACCCACACUUUGUCUAGCCGAUCCUGACAGUGACACAUUCAGCAGCAGUCCAGGAAGUACUCCUAUGGGAAGCAUUGAGUCUCUAUCCUCACAUUCAUCAGAGCAAAAUAGCUCAACAAAAACUAUCUCAUCCCAGCCAAAGGAAAAGGUGGUAAGUGGCAUUCCAUGGAUCACUUCGCAGAUUUCUGCCAAUGGACAAAAGAGCUCUGCAUGUACCACAAGCCCAGAUUCCAGCUCCAAGGAAGACGCCACUAAGACUGAUGGUGAUUCGGAUACACAAAGCUUGUCAUCAGUCACCACUGCUGGAAAAAGAUCACCUAAUUUGGAACUUCCCACAAAGACCCCUUACUCACUGAAACGAUCCGGAGCACCUUCACUGAAAUCUCUAAAUUUGGCAGAUGAAAACAGAAGUUGCAGUGGAUCCGUUCAGAGUCUUGCCUCUGUGGAACUGAAGGAUACACCGAAGAUGCCGCUGAAUCCAGAGCUGCCACCAAAACUUGCCAUAAGACGCAGGCUUGAAGCAUCAUCAAGUAACGGCUAUCAGAGGCCAGGAUCCGUUGUCGCAGCUAGAGCAAUGAUGUUUGAAAAUGCCAGUGUCACAAAACAAGGCUCUGAUGGAAGACAAGCAAGAGCAAUGUAUUCAUGUAAAGCAGAGCACAGCCAUGAACUGAGCUUCCCCCAGGGGGCAGUGUUUUCUAAUGUGUACCCCUCAGUAGAGCCUGGGUGGCUGCAAGCAACAUAUGAAGGCAAAACUGGGCUUAUUCCAGAAAACUAUGUGAUUUACCUCUAAAUUAUGAGGGACUGGCACAAUUUCUUCAUGGUAUCCAUGGUUACAAAAAAACUGUACAGCCGUUAUGUGGGAUUAUCUUUCCAUUGUAGGUGCUUGUGCCUGUAGCAUAUGUACAUUGUAGACGAGAAAUUAUAAUUGAAACUUCACGUGAAACAAAGAAUUCUCUACUGUAGAUUGUACAUAGAAAGUAAGAGGUCCUUCCUCAGAGAAGUCCUGUUAUGAAUAACAAGCUAAAUCUGAAUUCAGUAGGGUGCUAACUAUGCCACUUCUGCUUCAUGGUUUUGCUGUGCCCAAAAAAUAUACAAUCACUAAGACUAGUUUUAAACUGAGCGGCCUAGUCGCAUUUUUUGAAUCCCAUCAAAAAAUUUUAGACAUUUUUUAUAGACUUGAGGAUGCUGAAUCCAAAUCUGGUAACAAAACACAUCAAUCACAUCCUGUGUUUGAGAAAUUAAAGGUUUAAAAUGAAAGAACACUAUUUUAAGGGAAAACAAUAUUUUUAAAAAGAAUUCAUUAGGCUUUAUAAAGUAUAAAUUUUACAUAGAAUUGUUUUUAUUAUAAUUGCUACUUACAAAGAGUAGUCAGUUGGUAGUUUUUCCCUCGUAUAAUCUUCUGUUAAUGGUGUUAAUGGUGGAAUGACCAACAGACGUCUGCUAACAUACAGUAGACUUGCUCCACUUUCCACUGUAACAUCUCUUCACUUGAAUGACAUCCAGUUUGAACCUCUCCCCAUGUUCAUCAUAAACCAUUCUGUAUAUUAUCCCAAUGAAACUGUAGGAAAUGCAUCUUUAAAGGUAUCCUGCACCUGAGUGCUGGGUAGGUAGGAAGAGAGAAGCUCCUCACAAGUCCUUUGUGGUUUUUUACCUUCGUAUUUCCAAGAAAAUCAUGGCAUGUGCUUUUUUUUUUUUUUCAAAAGGAAAGCUGUGUGUACUUUUACAGUUUAAUUACCUGUUACUUUGUCCUGACAAUCGCUGGAUCAACUUGAUAUUUCUGUAAAAAAAACAUUUACACAACAAUUUUCUCUCUCUUUUGUACAAUUAAAAGGCAUCUAUCUAACUUUCUAAAUAUUCAUUCAUGGCUAUUUUAAAGGUAUAAGAAGAGGAAAAAAAAAUACUGACUGAGAGCAAAAAAUGUACAGGAAAUGUUUGAUUUUGAGUUGUUUCUACCUCAACUAACGUUAAAGAAUGAGGGAGACAUUUUUUAGAAAUUAAAUGUUUUGUUUUUUUUCAAAGAGAUUGUUUCUCACUUAAUCCAACAUCCAAUAUAUGGUAAAGAAACACGCGUUUCAGAAAUAGAUUCGGAACUAUCGAUCUAAUCUAUAAAGCACAUUGAUUUUUUUGCAUGUUCAGGAGGUUCAUGUUUCCAUAUCCACUUUAAAGUGUUAAUAUUUCGUGGCAGCUUUCAGUCGACAAAACACCUGCCUAGAAUUGCAUUGCUUCCUUGGGACAGAUAAAUAAACAGAUAAAUUCUAUUUUUCCUGAUGUCAUUGUGAUGUACAGUAGCUAGUUGACUCAAAAAGUGAAAGAAAUGUAUAAACAAUGUGUUCUUUUUAUUUAGAAAUGAUAAAGUUUUUGCUGCUUAUAUUUAUUGUUAUUAUAUUUUAAAACAUGAAUCAGAAAUGGCAGUUACGGUACAUAAAAGUGUUCAAUUAAGAGUCAGAUAAAAAUUGUAAUGCAACGUUAAUUAUCAGUAUUUAUAAAGCAAAUUUAUGUCUGCUUUGCGUCUGAAAAGUGGUUGUGAGUGCAAUUUUUAAUACUCCAGUGGUACGCUGUAUUUUGAAUGUUAUUUUCUGCAGAUGUGCAACAGUGCCUUACUAAUAAUAACAAGAUUAAAAUAAUAAGCAAACUGUGGAUUUACAUUCCAAAGAGUUUAUCAAUAACAGAAUAAAACAUCCUUUUAUAAUUGUUUUUAUUAUAUUAUUGUCAAUGUCCGGCUGCACUUCAAUUUUUGUGUUUUUUUGUUUUUUUUUUCGGGGAGCCCAGUCUCUAGCUGGCAAUGAGCCAAAGGUGUUCCACAAAACAGCUUAUUCCAAGUUUUUUUUUUUCAUUUCAGAUUUUCUAUCAUUACAAAUCACAUCUGCUUUAUUGAUGGUAAAAAAUAACUUCUUUAACUUCUUUUUCCAAACAAUAAUAAAAACAAGUCGUGGAAUGCUUUGCAGUGAAUUGAAAUACUGUACAAGGCUGUCUGUGCCUUGAAGUAACCGAAUUGAUGCUUGAGACUGCCAACUUUAAUAUAAUGUGUAAAAAUAUUCAUAUUUGAGAAAGAUGGCACUUUUUAUUUAUCUACUCCCACGUCAAUUUACAUUCAUGGUACACUGGUGUACUGUAAUUAUUUGUUUGUAAUUAAUUACGUUAGAUCUUAGACUAUCAAUGUUAAGAUAUACUUUGAAAAAGUGAAGUGUUGUAUUUAACUUCUUUAUUGUAAUACCACUGUAUUUUAAGUACUUGCUGUUU
Messenger RNA from Polypterus senegalus (gray bichir), 5393 nucleotides. RefSeq names its product Rho GTPase activating protein 42a (gene arhgap42a). The record is from RefSeq and is a predicted model, not a curated record. Gene Ontology annotation, cellular component: cytoplasm. The coding region runs from base 322 to 2943 and encodes 873 amino acids. Gene Ontology annotation, biological process: signal transduction. Lineage: Eukaryota; Metazoa; Chordata; Cladistia; Polypteriformes; Polypteridae. Gene Ontology annotation, molecular function: protein binding; GTPase activator activity. The transcript has 24 exons.